Ipomoea triloba (trilobed morning glory) is the source of this 1401-nucleotide messenger RNA. Its product is annotated as glutelin type-A 3-like. Bases 33 to 1112 code for a protein of 359 amino acids. The transcript has 3 exons. The record is from RefSeq and is a predicted model, not a curated record. Gene Ontology annotation, molecular function: nutrient reservoir activity. NCBI's taxonomy places the organism in Eukaryota, Viridiplantae, Streptophyta, Magnoliopsida, Solanales, Convolvulaceae.
UUUAUUUUACUAAAUCUUUGAACAUCAAUAUAAUGGAGCUGAACUUAGCACCACAAAUGGCUGACCAAACCGUUUAUGAAGGAGAGGGCGGAGGAUACUACAGUUGGUCCACUUCCGCCGCCCCUUUUCUCGGCCAGGCAAAGCUUGCCGCCGGCAAGCUCGUUCUGCAACCUCUUGGCUUUGCCCUCCCUCACUACGCGGAUUUCAAGAAGUUCGGCUACGUUCUCCAAGGGUGUUGCGUGGUCGGAAUGAUAUCUCCGGACAGCACAACCGAGAAGAUAGUCAAAGUCACGAAAGGUGAUGUGAUUCCGGUGGAAUUAGGAGCCGUGACGUGGUGGUACAACGAUGGAGACUCCGACGUGGUCAUAGUAUACUUGGGGGAAACCUCCGACUCCAACGUCGCCGGCCCGUUCAACUACUACUUCCUGGCCGGAGCUCUGGGCAUGCUCGGCGGUUUCUCCGCCGAUUUUCUCGCCACAGGUUUUGGCAUAUCCGUAACUGAAUCCAAAACGCUAUUCAAAGCCCAAAACGCCGCCUUAAUUACCAAACUCAAAGCCAAACUGAAAAUCUCCGACCUCGUAAACAACAACCGGAAAGAGAUGGUGUUCAACCUCGAGAACGCGUUGCCUUCUGUCAACAUCAAGAACGGCGGCUCUCUGGUCUCCGCCACGGCUGAGAAUUUCCCUUUGCUCAGCCGCGUUAACCUAAGCGGGAACCUCGUAAAACUCGAAUCUGGCUCCAUGUUAACUCCGGGAUACACGGCAGAUUCCUCGUACGAAAUAGGUUAUGUCGUUAGUGGGAGCGCUAGGAUUCAGAUUGUCGGCCUUAACGGUCAACUGGUUUUUGACGGCAAAGUUGCCGCCGGCCGCCUCUUUGUCUUGCCCAAAUUUUUUGUUGGUUCACUCAUAGCCGAUAAAGAAGGAAUCGAGUUUGUCUCUACAGUGACGUCUGCAGAGCCAAAGUUACGGCGUUUAGCUGGGGUUGAAUCAGUUUGGAAAGCUUUAUCCCCAUCAAUCCUACAAGCAUCCCUAAAUCUCAGUGCGGAGGAAACAGAAAUUUUCAAGGCCAAGAUAGUGGAAACCACAGCAAUUAUCCCUUCCAAGAAUAAGUAGAAUUUCUUAUUAUUUGCAUAUAUUUUUGUGUUUAUCAAUGUACUGUCUAAAUUAAAAUAAAUGGCUAUUUAUCUUGUAAUUUGAUGUCGAGUAGUAAGUUAUAUCUAGGGCAAUUUAGUCGAGUUGAUCAGUCAUCCCAGCUUGAUAAUCACGAUAUUCCAAUUCAAGUUUGUCAUAUUGUAAUUUUUCGUGAUGAGUCAGUUAGAUUUCACUUGGAGUGAUUGUGGAUUAAGGAUUUGUUUUGGACUUAUUUGUACUUGAAAAACUUUAUGAAUGUCUACAAUGUUCG